Molecule: messenger RNA, 3807 nt
Organism: Geodia barretti
Lineage: Eukaryota; Metazoa; Porifera; Demospongiae; Tetractinellida; Geodiidae
Source: the annotation of a GenBank genome assembly
AUGCUGGUGACACUGCUUAGCUUCUCGAGCCAGCAAGAGCCAUUGGCUGUGUGCUACGUGAAACCAGCGGACAACACGACGUGCCCCUCGUAUCUCUGCUACACUCUGCAGCAGUAUGCCGAGAAGCAACAAUCCGUUGCCAGUCAGUGCAGACUCGGACGCUCCAACACUGUUUACCGGUUCUUGGACGGCGGUAAACACGAGCUGUUUAAUAACAUUACGUUGAAUUUUUCCAGCUCGGAAUCAAUAUUUCUUCUUGGAAACUGGGUUGAAGGUACACACAGAGUUUCCCAUGCCGAGAUAAACUGCAAAAGCUCGGGAGGAUUUCUGUUUCAAUAUGCCAGCAACAUAGUCAUCAACAACCUGACUUUUACUGAAUGCGGCCACUGGUUUAACCAUAUCACUGUCCAGGCCACCCUGGCCUUUCACAAUGUACUAAAUGUAUCUCUUUCAGACACAAUUGUUAGAAGUGGCACUGGGUAUGGACUCUAUGCUCUAUGUGCGAUGGGCUCAGUGGAAGUGGAGUAUUCAGAGUUUUCUUUCAACAAAGGAACAGAUGAGAUUGAAGGAGGCAAUGCAGGGUUCCUCUAUGCAAAUUGCACAGAUACACCAACUCUUUUAUCGAUCAGGUAUUCACAUUUUCUGAACGGGUCUAGUAACUGUACUAACUCCUUGGCUACUGGAUUAUUCGUGUAUGUCUGGACAAAUGGAGUUAACGUAGAAAUAGACAACAUUACUGCAGUUGGUAAUAGCGGAGGGAAGCAUGCUAUUGGGGGAAAUGUGUUACUGAUCCUGAGAAACAGGACAAGAAUAAUAAACAACUGGAUAGUGGUGAAGAACAGCUAUAUAGCGGAGGGUAGGGCCUAUACAGGUGGAGGUAUGGAUAUUUCCAUCCUCACCACUCCACAGUACGACUCGCCGCCAAGAGUCUCAGAUUAUGGAGCUACAAACUGGACAAAGGCCGAAGUUUUAGCCCCAGAAGUAGUGACGGUUAUAAAUACACAGUUUGUUGGGAAUAUUGCUGGACACCAAGGUGGCGGACUCUAUCUUAUAACUCAUGAAGAUCCAGGCAUCUUCUCCCCCAUUGCCCGUGUCACUAUCCAGGAUUGUCUGUUCACUAGGAACACUCUAAAGAGUGAUUCUGGUGGCGGAGUGGCUCUUCAUCUCAAUAACCAUCCUGUUUUUGCUUAUCUCAACCACAGUAACCCACAGUUCUAUACGUCUUUGGUAAACUGUACAAUUGAAGAAAACUUCCUUGACUCGGAGACAGGCAUAGGAGACGUGGUUUUCACUGCUAGUAGUGCGGUGUUUGUGGUCCUGAAACCGUCUGGGGUGCUAAUAGAGGACAGUAGAAUCUCUAACAAUAACUGUACAGGAGUCAGUACAGUGAAGAGUGCUGUUAUGUUUGCUGGAAAGGUCACCAUUUCUGGAAACAGUGCCAUCAAUGGCGGCGGUAUCAUUCUUUGUGAUGGAGGGUUACUGCUCUUCAGGGCCUUUACCACUCUCAUCAUUGAAGACAAUAGUGCCAAGCAUGCUGGUGGUGGGAUAUAUGCCGAGGACUCUUGCCUGCAGUCUGAGCCUAUUUGUUUCUUCCAGCUUGACAUUGCCAUAUACAGAGAUGCCAGUUUGAAUGCUACGAUCCACGUGGAGAUGAUAAACAACACUGCUGUAUAUGCAGGCAGUGCUAUAUUCGGAGGCUCUGUUGUGUACUGCCUUCUCUUACCACAGCUUGAGCCCGACCUGAACAUAACAGGAGGGCAAAUGUUCGAGCAACUUUUUGAGAUUGUGCAUCCGCCAUUGGAUCUAUCUCCCGUCUCCUCCAACCCUUUCCGGGUGUGCUUCUGCAGUCAAAAUCACUCGUGGCCAGACUGUAGCAAUCGCAGUAUCAGGAGGGAGGUGUACCCCGGGGAAAAACUAAGUGUCUUUGUGUUCACUGUGGGUCAGGCCAAUGGGGUUGCAGCCCACACUGUUUCUGCCCUCCUCAAAAACAACAACUCCAAGCUCGCCGAUCAGAAUAAACUGCAAGACACCUACAAGUCCAACUGUACAAGGUUGAACUACACAGUCUUUAGUCGACAACCAUCAGAAGUGAUUUCGUUGCAGGUCAACCAGCUGUCAGGAAUCAGCAGUGAGGCCAGCAGAAGAGGCAUUGCCAAGGUUAACGUUACCCUCAAACCAUGUCCAAUAGGUUUCACUGUCACGGCUAAUCCUCCACCUAGAGGGAGACCCACCUGGAUCGGCUGCUACGCUCUCUCUCGGAACUUCUCCUUCUCUGUUACCAAUCAAACCACCGGCAUCAGUAGCAGUGAUGGCUACGGCAUCCGUUACCAGCCUCAUUGUCCCUACGAUUUCUGCAAGGACAAGUCUGUCAACAUCAGCACUGGACCGAGACUCCCUGAUUUCCAGAGCAAUGCUCAGUGUGCCUACCACCGUGCAGGGGUACUGUGCGGUGCCUGUGAGCCAGGCUACAGCCUAAUCCUUGGGAAUUCAGAGUGCAGGAGAUGCACAAGCGAAAACCUCUCACUCUUCAUAGUGUUUGCCGUAGCUGGGCUGCUACUGGUGCUUCUGAUAAUCCUCACAGAUCUCGGUGUCUCAUCUGGGUCAUUGAGCGGGCUCAUAUUCUAUGCCAACUUAGUCCAAGUCAACAGCUCUGACUUUUUUGGCAAGUAUGUCUCUGAGGACCGCAGGGUGUACUUGUGCAGCAUCUUCAUUUCCUGGCUCAACCUGGACUUUGGGAUCAAAAGAUGCUUUUACGAUGGGAUGGACGCCUAUGUUAAGACGUGGCUGCAGUUUGCUUUCCCGCUGUACGUGUGGGGCAUUGCUGGGCUCAUAAUCCUGCUGAGUCGCAGGUUUCCCAGCAGGUACAUAGCUGGCCGGAGCCCGGCAAAGUUGCUCGCCGCUCUGUUCCUCGUAUCCUAUGCCAAGCUCCUCAGAACCAUCAUACAUGCUCUCUCCUAUGUCACGCUCUUUCAGCACGCCACCGACAACCGGGAACUGGAGUCAAAGCUCCUCUGGAGGGAAGACGGGAACCUUGGGUACUUGCAGGGAAAACACAUCCCUCUCUUUGUGGUGGCGGUUGGGUUCGGACUAGUCACCCUCCCCUAUGCGCUGGUUCUUUUCUCACUACAGUGGCUGCAGAAGUGUUCUCACCUGAGGCUCUGCUCCUGGGUCGGGAGGCUGAAACCAGUCUUCGAUGCCUACACUGCCCCCUACAAGUCCCACUGCAGGUUCUGGACGGGGUGGCUCCUGCUCGUUCGCGUCGUUGUCUUCCUCACGUUUGCCUCCCCACACACCCACUCUACUCUGAGGCUCUCUCUCAUCCUAACCACUUGUGUUGUGGUCCAAACGAUUGCCUGGUCCUUCCACGGCGUGUUCAGGAGCAAGUACAACGACACCAUAAACUCUGUGUUUUUCCUAAAUCUCGGCCUUUUCGCAGCAGCUACCAGUUAUACUUACACCAACAACGGUAGCCAUCAACCUGCAGCGAUACUCACUUCAGUCAGCAUCUCCUUUGCUCUGUUUGUCUUUGUUCUGCUCUACCACACUCUCUCUCAAGCCAGAGUAACAAAGGCGUGGAGAAGACUAGAGGCUUGGAUGAAGAACAAGAGAGAGAUGCAGUAUUUACGUGGCGCAUGGAAGAGAAUGAGGCCUGAAAGAGACCCCUGUACUGGCACAACCUGUGUGAGCGUGCAGAAGAAAGAACGUGUAACGCAAACUGUUGUGGAUCUUUUUAAUGUCCAAUAUCGUGAGCCUCUCAUCAAUUCACCCACUGCUAGCUACGGAACUUCGGGUGACACAAUAAAUUGA